UACUGUUUUCAACGUAGAGCUGUGCUAUGGUUGGGUGCUAAGCUAUCUUUUACAGUCUCAUGUAGCAUUAAUAACCACUGUCGCUGUAUGGACGUUAUAAAGUGGUGCCAAAGGAUACUGCCUUUACUUAAAUGAGAGCUACAUUUAUGUCCUCUAUGAACCCGGAAGAACAGGUUAGUGGGAACUGGGAAGGAAGCGCUUCACGCGCUCUUUUUAGUUAGCAGGUUAGCGUCUUUAGGAACAAUAAAACACCUAAAUAGUUUGGUUGCUUCGAUUGCACAUCGUUCCCUGACCAGAGUAGUGUUCAAAAACAAUAACACCAGUAACUCAUGUCUUUGACAGCCAUGGAGUUUCUCCCGGUACUUGACCCACUAGAUGAACCCAAAGAAGGAAUAUGGUAUUCUUUGAUACCCAGAGGUGCUGCUCCAGGUGUCAGUGUGGGUCACACCUGCACGUUUAUUCCAUCUGGAGAUGAAGGAAGAGGAAGAAUCUUUAUUGUUGGGGGAGCCAACCCCAGCGGCAGUUUCUCACAUUUGCACAUCAUAAAUCUAGAUAAUCAUGAAUGGGACAUCCCAGAGUGGGAGGGUUUGGAGUCGCGGUAUGAACACUGCAGCUUUGUGCCAGAGAGCUACCCUCAGAGCCUGUGGGUGUUUGGAGGGGCACAGCAGAGUGGCAAUCGCAACUGUAUCCAUAUAAUCCACUCUUUACAUGUGUGUCCAGAGAGUGGCUCUCGCUGGAAGAAUGUAGUGGUCAAUGGCAAACCCCCCAGUCCCAGGACAUACCACACCAACUCAGCGUGCCAAGGGGACAGACUGUAUGUCUGUUCUGGUGGGGAAGCAGGAGCUUCACCAGUCUCGGACCCCAAACUUCAUGUCUUUGAUACAGUGUCUUCCACCUGGUCCCAGCCAGAAACACAAGGCAGAAACCUGCCAGCCAGACAUGGCCACAUUGUCGCUGCAGUUGGUUCAAAGAUCUACAUUCAUGGAGGCAUGGCUGGAGACAAAUUCCACAACGAUAUGUACUCUCUGGAUACAAGGAGCAUGAAGUGGGAGAAAGUGCAGGCCAGAGGAGACAUCCCACCAGGAGUAGCAGCCCACUCAGCAGUGGUGCUGGGCAACAACAUCUACAUAUUUGGGGGGAUGACUGCUGAUGGAGCCGGCAACUCCAUGUACAGAUUCAACACUGAUAAAAGCAGAUGGGUCCUCAUGAAGUUUGAAGGAGAUAUGCCACCCAACCGCCUGGACCACUCCAUGUGUUUAUUGCCCUGGACGGUGUGUGGUGACAGGAAUGGAGAGGAGCAGCCAGCCAACAGCCCGGCAGCCUCAAAAACAAUAAAUCUGGCCUUUGUAUUUGGAGGAAUGGACACACAGGGUGUCAUUCAUAACGACUGCAUUGUGACUUUAAUAACAUGAUGUUCGUUUACCCAAGUUGUAAGGAGUACUUAGUAAUUGCAUAUUGUUUUAUUAAAACAUGUUAAAGCUUGUAUUGUCAAUACUCUGUAUUAAGAUAAUGCUUAUCAUUUGAGCCAUUGGUAAAAAUAUUUAAGUGUUGUAAAUAAUUGCAACAAGAAACAAUUCAAGCACCAUUUUGUAUCAAACAUUUAUUUCAAUGCCUUUCCAGAAGUACAAUGACCAGAUUCAAAUAAAUAACUUUUAGCAUUGCCUGUGAACAUAAUUAGCUCUGGAUCCCACAGACACCCCCCACUUGACGGACCCACAAAUCCCUGUGCCCUCCCUCUAAAUCCCUCCCCACUACAGAACCCCAUCAGAACUGCCUGAGAACAGCAGCAGCAAGCCUCGUAUUCCGGGCUGACGAAUAUCUCCGCCUUCCAGCGAAGAGAACACCUCUCUCUCACACUUAUUUUAAAGUCUUUCAGAAGAUUCAGUAUGGUUGCUUGUCAUCGCCACCCCUUCCCAACCAUUCCUCUCACUAUUUGAGUCCCAUCAGUUCAAUAUAUACAUCUAGAUGCAACUACCAGAGAGGCAAGGGGCGACAGAAGAGCUGACUUCAAACUCUGCCUACAACUCGUCCUUCUCCUCUUGCUCGCCUUCAGCACCCUCGGGUGGAGGGCCGCCCGCACUACCGUACAGCUUGCUGAUGAUUGGUUGAACCACCUCCUCCAGCUCCUUUUUCUUGGCCUGGAAGUCUUCCAGCUCAGCUUCCUGGUGGGACUCCAUCCACUCGAUCUUCUCCUCCACCGCCUUCUCGAUGAUUUCCUUAUCCUCGUCCGACAGCUUGCCGCCGAGCUUCUCCUUGUCGCCGAUCUGGUUCUUCAGUGAGUAGGCGUAGCUUUCCAGCUCGUUGCGGGAAUCGAUCCUCUCCUUCAGCUUCUUGUCCUCGUCGGCGAAGCGCUCGGCGUCGUUCACCAUGCGCUCG
Messenger RNA from Anarrhichthys ocellatus (wolf-eel), 2376 nucleotides. RefSeq names its product Rab9 effector protein with kelch motifs (gene rabepk). The record is from RefSeq and is a predicted model, not a curated record. Lineage: Eukaryota; Metazoa; Chordata; Actinopteri; Perciformes; Anarhichadidae. The coding region runs from base 330 to 1412 and encodes 360 amino acids. The transcript is spliced from 7 exons. Gene Ontology annotation, molecular function: protein binding.